Messenger RNA from Stylophora pistillata, 541 nucleotides. RefSeq names its product perlucin-like protein. The record is from RefSeq and is a predicted model, not a curated record. Lineage: Eukaryota; Metazoa; Cnidaria; Anthozoa; Scleractinia; Pocilloporidae.
AUUCAGAUUGUUCCAUCGAUCAUUUGAAGACACUGAGAGUGAGAUCAGCUUCAGCAAGAGUUCACCGUAUUUUCCAUCUCCUUCAGUUAUCAACUCACAAGGACCGAAAUGAGGAUUCACGCGAUUCUUCCACUUUGUGUCGUGCUUUUAUCUACCGCUGGAUGUGUUUCAGCGCAUUGCUCUUGGGGAUGGAAGCAACUCGACAGCUUUUGCUAUUAUGCGAGCAGCUCAUCAAUGACUUGGCACCAGGCCCAACAAUUCUGCCGAAGAAUGGGAGGAGACCUAGUAAAGAUUACCAGUGCGCGGGAAAACGAGUUCGUUCUGGCUCUCGCGAGGAGGUUUGCACCAACAAGGAAACAAGUGUGGAUCGGCCUGAUGUGGACCGCUAACGACUUCUACUGGAGUGAUUACUCAGUACCAGUCUACAAGGCCUGGGCUCCCAAUGAGCCAAAUGGAAAAUCCCGGGAACCCUGCAGCAACAUGUGGACUGGGCACACAUCCUCUCUGCCGAUCAGAGCAAACGGUUACUGGAAUGACCUGC